Molecule: messenger RNA, 3527 nt
Organism: Musa acuminata AAA Group (dessert banana)
Lineage: Eukaryota; Viridiplantae; Streptophyta; Magnoliopsida; Zingiberales; Musaceae
Exons: 2
Coding region: 912-3188 (758 amino acids)
Molecular function (GO): calmodulin binding
Source: RefSeq, a predicted model, not a curated record
CGAAUGGAUCAUUUGGUCCAUGGCAGCGACAGGUCUACAAACUUUUAAAUCCUCCAAUACUUACAAUGUUAACAGUUUUGAUAACUUGCAGCUGAUUGAUCAUGGAGAAGGUCAUUAUUGUUUCUUUGUAGAGCUUUGGAGAUGAGCAAGUCCAGAACAGCACUGACUGCCUCAGCAACAAUGAGUGACAGUUGGGAGCAACACCUGGUAACUUCUGAUAAAUAAUGGCAAAUAUUUUCUGGAUUAAUAUGUUUCGUUAUCUAGUGGCAUUGCUUUAAAAAAGACAAAUGAUCACAGUAAUCAAUCCCAAAUGCAUCAUUCAAGUAAAUUUAUAUUUUGAAUUUUUGGAUGUCAUAUUUGGUGUUUUAUCAACAUGUAUUCAUUGCCAUCUCGACUAAUAUAUAAUUCAAUUUGUUUAUAAAUUUUACAUCAGUUGUUAUGUGUUCUAAUAAUAUUUAUUUAUCAAUCUGAUGAUAUAAUAAUUUUGACUGGAUCCCCUACUAAUUAUCAUAAUUGCAAGCUAAUUACACAUCUUGGGGAGGUCACCACUGUGGGGCCCAGUAGGGUAAAUCUUUUUUUGGAAUUAUUCUCCUCCUCGCACUGUUUCGGGUCCCAUAUAAGAAAGGUUUGGGUGCGGGGCCCUUUAAGACCCUCCCAUAUCUCGAUCGCGUCGGUAUCCCGUUCUCUUCGGCGAAGACAGCACGCUACAUGCCGGCAGUCGCCUUGAGACGCCGUCGUUGCGAGCAAGAUCGCUGAAGUGGGAUCCUAAUUCCUCUUGAUUUCUCUACAGCGCUCGGAGUUGGUAGAAAGAUGCGGUCUUGAUGGGUAUUCUGCAGCUUUUCUGACAUCGCCUGCAUAUUCCUCGUGGAAUCGAAAGAGUGCUGGAUAUUUAAUACUACAUAUCCUUGCCAAUGACUGAAGAGGCAACAGAGAAGGUUACUGUCUCCAUAACCCCUGAGAUAUUCAAACCUAAAAGUUCUGUAAGGAGAUUAUCAAUGGGGAAAACAAAAACAAGAACUUCACCAUGUUCUCCAGAAAGUGAGGAAAAGCCUGUUCCCCAUUACCUUAGAACUUCUACAGGUUCUUGCCAUGACUUCUGCAAGUAUGGAAUAAAGCAUGAUCUUGAAGCUAAGAAAAGGCGUCCUGCUCGUCAAAUAUUCUUAGCCAAUAAAGGGAUGCCUGAUGAUGAGAAUAAUCAAGUGAAUGCUGCGGCUCAGCAAGACAGGAGAAAGAAAGUAAGCCAUAAGAUAGUGGUUUCUCAGGAAAAAGAACAACACACUAAAAAAUCUGAGGUAAUUAAACAGAAUGACCUGCCACCUGAGAAGAUAAUUCAGCUUUGUGACUCGCUUACAAAUUUGGCAGAAGGAUCAGCUGAAAAGUAUUCAAAUAUGAAGUUUAGUUUCCCUUCAACUGACCAGAUGAUUGAUUCAUUUCUUGGGCAUUCACCUGCAAAUCAAUCUGAUAAUUCAACAGAGGAAUCAACAAACAUCAAGCUAAUGACCCUGUCAUCCAUCUCAACAAUCAAUGAAUUUGAUGAGCAUAAACCAACUAAAUCGUCUGAAGUAUUGUCUGAUAAGACUGUAAGCAUCAAGCUUGAUCAGACAGCAACUCAGAAUGGUGAUGACUCUACUGAGCUUGCACCGAUAGAAGGAUCAUCUGCAGAACCUGUUAUGGUAAAGCAUAUGGUUACAGCAUCAACCCAACAUAUCAGGGAUUCAGCCCUGCAUACAACUGUGAUGGAAGACACUGAAUUUGCUGAGCAUGUAACAUCCAGUAGGCCAGACGCAUCACCAGAUAAAUCUACAGAAUUACCCAGAUCAUCCAAUUUACCCUCAAACAUGAAACCUAAGAAAUACAAGGAUGUAUCAUCUGCUUGGAACGGACUUGCCAAUGGUGCAGCAGGAUGUACUGGGGAAGAUUCAACCAUGAAACGGAAAGCAACAUUAUCCACUGUACCUGCUACAGGCUCACCUCUAUAUCAGGAGGAAGAAUUAUCUAACCAAAGAAAACAGGUAAUUAGUUCUAGUGUAGGUGCCGAAGCAAGCAGAGAUGUGAACAAGCUCAAGAGAGGCAACAAAAUUAUUGGUAUCUCUCACCGACCUAAAGUCAUCAGACAAGGAAAGAUUGAUCUAUCUGGGGUACCAAAUGGCAAGACUGCACCAAAUGUAUGGAAAACAGUAUCUUCUGUCAAGCCAGAGGCUGAACAGAGGAUCAUAUCUGUAACACCUAGAGUAGUCAAGGAAAAAGCUUUAUCAGCUAGUAAGAAUGUCGAUGCAUCUCCUGAACGUGCAACCUCCAUGAGAAUCAAGAAUCUAUCAUUUAAAACUAUAUCCCGAUUGACUUCUUCAGGGGGACUAGCUCGAAGGAACAACGAGAGAAUAAUGAAGUUUUCAAGUCAAUCAGACAGAAAAGAGAAAGUACUGGAACCAUCAUUAUCCUCUCUGUCCAUGAAACCUCAUACUAGUGGAGUCUCAACCGCAAAGCCAAGGAUGUAUAGGAAUGUGGGCACUGCCUCCCAAGUGAAAAAUCAAACACGAGCUGGAAAGUUGGGAAUGAAGAAAGAGACUUUGAAUGCCCGUGAGGCAACACCGGAGAAAAUAAAUCUCAAAACUAUGAAGCAAGAUCUGAGGAAGAACAAAUCACAUCCAUCAGAUGAGAAAGAUCUUGACUCUGGUUCUAAACUUGGUGGAGUUUUACGAGAAGCGGUAACGCAGAGAUUUCCCACUGUUAUUUCAAAGGGUGAAAUUCAGAGGAAACAUAGAAGAACUGCAAGUGUUCACUCGGAAGAUAAAAUUUCCGCAUCCCACAAAUUAAAAUUCAACAGAGGUAAGGUAGUCAGCCUGCAACAUGAGAGCAAUGCUCCAAGAAUACUCAGAUUCAGGCGGGCUAGAACAGCAAAUAACAUCCAAAAUGCGAAAGGAGAUGUAUACACAAAAGGCUACAAAAGCAAGACAGGGCCAAGUGGUGCAGACUCAAAUUCUCCUAUGUCAAAAGCACCUACUGUUGUUUUAAGACAUCAAGAUGCGCAGGAAAAGAAGGAUACCCAAGGUUUGUUAAACCAGGUGAUUGAGGAAACUGCUAGUAAACUUGUGGAGACCAGGAAGAGCAAGGUGAAGGCCCUGGUUGGUGCUUUUGAAACCGUCAUUUCUCUCCAAGACAGCAAAGCAGCUCCCCAUGCUGUUCCAUGAAUACGUUCUGUUGCUUUGUCUUAAGGAUCGGUUCCCAUAUAAUAGUUUCUUCUGUGGCAUUGGAUAUUUUUGGGGAUUGGAUUGCACAAAUACCAUGCCAACAUAUUGAAAGGUUUUCUAAUUUCAACGUGAACAAAGUUGAGUAUGAGAUUGAAAGGGUAACAUCUUUGCAGGGAUUGUUUUGUGAUGCUGUAUUGUUCAUAGUGAUUUUGUCUCUUAUUUCCCUACUCGGGGAAUAUAUGUUUUUUUUUCUUUUCCAUACUCUGUCAUAAGCUUUGUUAAUGAUACGCACAUUUUGGAGUGGUUGAACAAUAAAUACAUUGUGUAUUCUUUUGUUCA